Messenger RNA from Echinops telfairi (small Madagascar hedgehog), 6435 nucleotides. It is a transcript of the gene PEG3, whose product is annotated as paternally expressed 3. Bases 30 to 4667 code for a protein of 1545 amino acids. Gene Ontology annotation, biological process: regulation of transcription by RNA polymerase II. NCBI's taxonomy places the organism in Eukaryota, Metazoa, Chordata, Mammalia, Afrosoricida, Tenrecidae. The record is from RefSeq and is a predicted model, not a curated record. The transcript is spliced from 7 exons. Gene Ontology annotation, molecular function: DNA-binding transcription factor activity, RNA polymerase II-specific; RNA polymerase II cis-regulatory region sequence-specific DNA binding.
UUGCUGCAGCGAGACUUUGACUUAGAGCCAUGCUGCCUCCAAAAUUCUUGUCCACCACCAACCCUCAGAAGUCCCGGGCCCUGGGCCUGUGGGCACUAGACGGCGACGCAGGAGACGGCACCUCUGGCUCUGAGUUAUCUCGUCAGAGGUUUCGGAAUCUCCUCUACGUGGAGUUUGUCGGGCCUCGGAAGACCCUGAGCCAGCUCCGAAACCUCUGCCUCGAUUGGUUGCAGCCGGAGACGCGCUCCCACGAGGAGAUCGUGGAGCUGCUGGUCCUGGAGCAGUUCCUGACCAUCAUCCCCGAGCGAGUGAAGCCUUGGGUGCUGGCCCAGAAGCCCGAGAACUGUGAUAGGCUGGUGACCCUGCUGGAGAACUACGAGGAAGAGGAGGACGAGAUGCACCAGCCGGAAGACGACGCAGCCCACAGUGACGACGACUUGAGCCGAGUUGGCGCUGAGUCCCCACCGCCCCGCUCAGUGCACUCGUUUGGCCGUGAUCGAAGGGGCAGGAUCAGAGACAUGGGAUCCAGAGACCAGUGGCCGUAUGCUCAGACUUACCGGAACAGGUCACCGCCACGUGACCUCCCCCUCCCCUUGAUGGAGAGGGAUGAUGAUAGUGACCAAGACUCCAUGAUGGACUUUGGUUCCACCUCACAGGAGGUGGAGUCCUACCAGGACAUGGUGGACUUUGCCGAGGAGAGAAAGCCCCCAAACACGAUCCAGGACAACAUGGAGAACUACAGGAAGCUGCUUUCUCUGGGAGUUCAGCUGGCUGAAGACGAUGGACACUCUCACAUGACGCAGGGCCACUCAUCGAGGUCCAGGAGAAGCGCCUACCCAAGCACCAGUCGAGGGCUGAAAAUCAUGCCGGAAACCAGAAAGCCGAGCUACUGGCGCGGAAUAUGUGAGGACGAGUCCUCCCACGGGGUGAUCAUGGAGAAGUUCAUCAAAGAUGUCUCCCGCAACACCAGGGCGGGAAGAAUGAGGGACCACAUGGACCGGCCCCAGCGCUUCCCCGGGGUGCUCGGUGAUGACUGGAUGGAGGGCCCCUUCAGCAGGAGGGAAUCGGUAAUUCUGGAGCGGGGCCGUGAGGGGAGCGUGCUCGGGGGAGGCCUCAGCCUGAACUCCCACCUCCCGCCCAGAACGCAAGUUCUGGAAAGAAAAAGGCGCUAUCAGGUGGACGUGGACGGGAAGGGCGCGGCCCCUGAUCAGAGAGGUGGCAGGGCAAAGAAACCCUUUGCACGUAGCCAGGCGAGGGAAGCCACGUGCGUGAGCAGCCUCAUCUCGACCUCCCCGGUCGAGUGGCCGCCCUCCGGCUGGGAGGCCCUGCCCUACACGUGCGAUGCAUGCGGGUGGUCCUACAGUGUGAUUUCCGAGUUUAUUGAGCACCAGAUCAAGCAUACGAGGGAGAGUCUCCAUGACUACGGCGAAUCCUUCAUCCAUAGCGUGGCCCUUAGCGAGGCCAGGAAAAAGCUGGCCAAGGCGCAGCGCUCCGAGCGUAGCGCCUCCGGGGAUGCGCUUGGGGAGUGCCAGGAAGCCCCGGGGAGAGAGGACCUCACGGAGUGUCAGGAGCAGGAGGAUGAGGACGCCAUCCUGCCCAGCCCGACCCUUAAUGAGCUCCAGAGAAUGUACGGCAAGGAGAAAUUCUAUCAAUGUAGCCUGUGUCAGGAGACCUUCCUCCAUAGCUCAGCCCUAGCUGGCCACCAGAAAACCCACCGUAGCGGGGACUCAGACUCUGACUGUGACCAUGAGUGCGGAGGCAAGGCCCCCGAGCCCAGCCCGGCCCCUACUGAGCCCCGUACAGCGUGCGGGAAGGAGAGCGCCGGGGAAAGGAAGGCGCGUGCGGAGACCCUUCCGCGUAGCCCCGCCCCGAAAGAGCACCCGGAGGCCCACGCUAGAAGCCUCUCUGAAAACCAGGGUACAGUGUGGGAGGAGACCUUUAUUCCUGGCCAGGCCCUUAGAAGGCAGCAGGAAGCUCCUGCUACCGAGAAGCUCCGUGAAUCGAAAGAUGGCAGGGAUGCCUUUGUCCAAAGCUCAGACCUCAGCGAGCACCCGACACGCCACUCUCAAAAGAACCUCCGUGAAGGCAGGGGGUACCAGAAGUCAGUCAUUUGUAGCGUGCCCUGCCCCGGGUCCCAGAAAAGUCACACCAUAACAAGACCGCCGGGCCUUGAGCCGGAGCAGGAGGAGAGAGCGUGUACCGUUAGCGCCAACCCCGAGGAGCAGCAGAGACCCCCGGCUCACGAGCGUGUCUGUGAGGGGAGGCGGUGCGAGCGGUCCGUUAUUCACCGAUUGGUCUUUGCUGACCCCCAGAAAAGCCACAGCGCCGUGGAGCUCCGAAAGCCGAGGUCGCGGGCCGAGUGCACCAUCGUGCAGAGCACCGACGCCAUGGAAUGCGAGAGAGCUGGGGCCGCGGAGAGCGCUGCCUACGGAGGGAACGUGUGCGCCGUCAUCCGGAGCACGGCCACGGCCACGGCCACGGCCACAGCCUCGGCCUCGGCCUCGGCCCCGGCCAGGCCCCCACGACACCGACAUCGCACGGGGGCUGAACCGCUCGCCAAGGGCCAGGAGCGGCGCGAGCCCUCCGCCUGCAUCUCAGCUUUCAGCCUGCUGCCGAAGAUGGACCUCAGAGAGAAUCCUUUUGAGGUCCUGGAGAACCCCUUCGAUGAGGCCGACUACCUGAAGUACACGGUCAUCCACAGCGCGCCCCGCAGCGAUGGCGGUGCGACCAAGGAGGCGGGGCCCGGCGAGUCCAGGGAGGAGGGCGAGCCCCCCGCCCCCAGCGCCCAGGUCCCGGAGCAGCAUCAGAAGGCCCGCUCGAAGAAGAAGUACAUCGAGCCCACCGACCACGACGCCCCCGCGACCCACUCCCCGUUCGGCAUUCCGCAGAGCAGCCAGUGGCGCGCCAGGCCGUACACGUGCCAGCAGUGCGGGGAGUCCUUUGCCCGCAGCGCCGACCUCCGGGAGCACCUGAAGGUCCACGACCAGGAAGGGCCCUCGGGCAGCCAGACCUACGAGAGGUCCGUCAUCCGCAGCCUGGCGUUCGUCGACCCCGAGGCCUUCUCGGCCGAACAGCGCCGGCGCCACCAGUGCAGAGAGUGUGGGAAGUGCUUCAUCACCCGCGAGACCCUCAACUGCCACCAGAAAGUCUACUGCCGGGAGCGGCAGCACGGGGCCUCGGCCUUCCAGCGCUCCGUCAUCCAGGGCCUGGGCUUCAGCCGGCGCCAGGGCCAGAGCGUGGCCGAGUGCACCAUCUAUGAGUGCAAGAACUGUGGCACUGGCUUCACCGACCUGGACGACCUCCGCGACCACGAGGAAGUCCACGAGCAGGCGUGCCUCCUGGAGAACCGCCUGUGCGGGCCCUCGGGCGUGCAGACCCCCUGCUCCUUCGGCGAUGCUCAGCGCAGCAGCGAUGGCGACCAGCUCUUCGAGUGCCCGCAGUGCGGCGAGUCGUUCAUCAGCAACAGCUUCCUCUGCGAGCACCAGAAGCUGCACGAGAGAGAGCCCUUCUACGCCUGCAGGCAGUACAGCGAGGGCUCCCUGCGGCGCUUCCGCAUGCACACACAGAAGAGGCGGCGGUCCGCCAAGAGCCGGCCCUCGGGGUCCAGGAACCUCCGCUGCCAGGUGUGCGGGCAGGACUUCAUCCACAUCUCCGUCCUGGAGGAGCACAUGCGGAUCCACACUGGCGAGGACCAGCCGGAGCAGGCCAAGAGCGGCGAGGACACCGUCGUCCAGGGCCUGGCCCUCACCGAGUUCCAGAGGGACCAAACCGAAGAGAGGCCCCACGAGUGCAAGACCUGCGGCGAGACCUUCCUCAGCCAGUCCGACCUGAGGGAUCACAUGAGGGUGCACGAGAAGGGGGAGCCCUUCGACUACGGAGCCACAUUCCUCCAUACCUCCUUUUUCGACCUCCCCCCCGGAGACGGGCCCUUCUACGAAUGCAAGGAGUGCGGCAAAUCCUUCAUUCACAACACCAUCCUGGUCAAACACCAGCAGCUCCAUGUGGAGGAGGCAGAAGCGGCCCAGGAGGUGGAGGCCAAUUUCGUCGUCCCCCAAGAAGUACUGCGGAUUCAGGGGUCCAACGUGGAGGCCGCCGAGCCCGACUUGGAGGCCGCCGAGCCCAGUGGGGAAGCCGAGCAGCCCACUGGGGAGGCCGCCGAGCCCAGCGGCGAGGCCGAGCAGCCCGGCGGGGAGGCCGAGCAGCCCAGCGGGGAGGCCGCUGCUGCCGCUGCCGAGGAGCCCCAUGGUGCUGGCAUCGAAGACCCAGGAGAAAGAGCCGAGGAGGAGCCCGAGGGUGAAGCCGAGGAGCCCGAGGGUGCAGGAAUCGAAGACCCCGAGGAGGAGGAGGAGGAAGAGGAGGAGGACGACAACGAUGAUGACGAAGAUCAGGAGAUCCAGGUGGAAGAACCGUACUACGACUGCCAGGAAUGCGCCGAAACCUUCCCUUCAAACUCGGCCUACCGGGAGCACCUGAAGACACAUGCCCGGAUGAUCCUGCACGAGCCGGGAAGGGGCUACGGAGAGAGCUCGCGCUACACUGGGCAGGCCAGCACCAGCGCCGGCGCCAACGACUGGGACGACGAGAAAUACUUCAGAUGUGAUGUCUGCGGGCAGUUCUUCACCGACCGCCUGUCUCUUGCCAGGCACCAGAACUCCCACACUGGCUGAGCACAUCCGAGUGUGAAAGUUGGAAAACCUUACGGUAGGACUUGACCUUUCUGACACAGUGGAGAAUUCAAACCAACCCUGGACAAUCCCAGUUAGCGAGCUGGCUUUGAUGUGUGCUUGCCUUCGCAGACAUCAGUAACCCCCUCGUGAAAAUGAAGCUCGUGGAGACCCCUCCCCAACAGACCUCACUGUGUGCUUCUGGGACAGCGGUCCCGCACAUCCGACCUCUCCCCUCCGUCAACAGAUUUUGAGGAGGGGCACCCUCCUGUCUAUCCAAGUCUCUAGAAAGUGCCCCCAGCAGCUGUCAGUGACCCCCCUGUGACCGCGAUCCCUCUCUGGACAGCCAAUCAGCACAACAAUCAUUUCAUGCAUUUGGAUCAAAUGCCACACACCUCACAGCUUGGGGGAUGGAGUCACCUGACCCCAGGCAUCCUGGACUCGGGACCGGGGGCCAGGGUCAAGAACAGCAACAAAUGAGAAUGUGUUUGUAAGCUGCUCAGAUCCCGAGAAGAUGGCUUGUGGAGCAUCUGACCCCUUCAGUAGAUGCCUGGUUCUUGCCGUCCCUCCUCAGGUGGAGGCCUGAACAGGACACUGGGGAGGGGCGCGGUCACCCUUGGCUGUUCGGUGAAAAGAAGCACUUGGUAGCUCCCUCUGGCCACCACUUACCCCCGCUAUCCUGACCCCGGUGCUCCAGCAGCGGACACUGCAUGAGCCUUGACCACCCACAGAUUGGCCUUUCGACCACCAAAACCUGGUACCUCAUGGUAGCACUCAUACAAAAAAAAUUCUCAAACAAACAAAAACAAAAAGCACUCACUACGAGUGCAGUCCCCUAAGUCACAAACUCAGAAGCUCCCCAUCCCGCCCCCUCCCCAAAUCUGUACAUCUUUGCCUUUAAGUAGUGGGUUGUCGCCCUUGCUAGCACACAGCAGCCAUGGCUAGUGAAGGCGAGAAUCCCGGAGCGGAAGCUCCCUGAUGUAAAUAGGGUUGCCGAUGAGCGACUCCUCACCUCCCCUGUGCGCUUCUUGCCUUAAGUGAAAAGUGACAAGGUGGCUCCGGUCACCUGCGCAUUGUGAGCCUGUGUGUGCCGCCACCCUGGGUCCCCAGGGCCUAGCACCCUUAGAGCUUUCUAUCGCAAACUUAACUCUCUUUCCUCCUCUUUCGCCAGACCCCCUGUCUUUCUUAAUUAAAAAACAAAAUAAAACAAAAAAACCCACAAAAAACACAAAAAUCCCACACAAAAAAAGCUUUCUUUAUAUUCAGCCCAAGCUUAACAUGGACUCAGGUUCCCCAGCAGCCUUAAUUUGUUGUGUUGGCUAUCUGUCCCUUCCCCUCGGGGCCCUCCCUGCGUAUUUCUCAGCUGGCCACUAGGGCGUUGUGUUUGUUUAGCCGUCUCUGUGUCCCACUUUGCCCCCCAUCUGCCUUGUGGUACGCGGCUCGCUCGAGAUGUCCCGCGUGUUGUCUGUGGACUACCCGCCCUCCUUUGUGUCGCCCCCUCUCCUCAACCACAUCAUGGCCAGACGAAGAAAUUCCUAGGCCUUGAGUUGGCUGAGAGGGAUUGGGGGGAUAAAAAAAAUUAAAAUUUUUAAAAGUUCAAAAAAAACCACAAAACAAAAAUUAAAAAAACAACCAGCCUUGUUAAGAUCUGUAGGAGAAGUGAGCAAAAAAGUGGAGCCGAUUAUUUGGACGGAAGUGAAGAGCACCCUCUUCCUGGGCGUGAAGACGAGGGCCCGUGGGGGCGGGGAGGCUUGACACUGCAGGGAGUGCC